Molecule: messenger RNA, 1296 nt
Organism: Cuculus canorus (common cuckoo)
Lineage: Eukaryota; Metazoa; Chordata; Aves; Cuculiformes; Cuculidae
Gene: ACBD6
Product: acyl-CoA binding domain containing 6
Exons: 8
Coding region: 51-854 (267 amino acids)
Molecular function (GO): fatty-acyl-CoA binding; protein binding
Source: RefSeq, a predicted model, not a curated record
CGCGUGCACGGCGGGGCCUUCGGGGACCGUGGCGGCGGGUGCACCCGGCCAUGGCGGCGCCCGGGGCGGACGGCAGUGAGGGGAGCUCCGGCGGGGAAGACACUGGGACGGAGCCGCCGGGACGCGACCUGGCCGCGCUGUUCGAGCAGGCGGCAGAGAGGCUGCCCGCCCUGCUGCCCGCGGCCAGCAAGGAGCAGCUGCUCUACCUGUACGCCCGGUACAAGCAGGUGAAAUUUGGAACCUGUAACACUCCCAAGCCAGGCUUCUUUGAUUUUGAGGGAAAGCAGAAAUGGGAGGCUUGGAAAGCCCUGGGAGACAUCAGCCCUCAUCAAGCUAUGCAGGAGUAUGUUGCUACGGUGAAAAAACUGGAUCCCAGUUGGAAUCCGCAGGUGACAGAGAAGAGGGGAAAGGAAAGCAAAACUACAUUUGGAGGCCCAGUUGUCAGCUCAUUAUACCAAGAAGAAACAAUCAGGGAAGAGGACAAGAACAUUUUUGAUUACUGCAGAGAAAACAACAUUGACCAUGUAACCAAAGCCAUUCAGUCACAAACAGUGGAUGUGAAUGUCACAGAUGAGGAGGGCCGGGCUUUGCUCCACUGGGCAUGCGACAGAGGACACAAGGAGCUCGUUUCAGUACUGUUACAACACGCAGCUGACGUUAACAGCCAGGAUGGGGAAGGCCAGACUGCACUUCAUUAUGCUGCUGCCUGCGAGUUUUUGGAUAUCGUGGAGCUGUUGCUGAAGUCGGGAGCCGACCCCACACUCCGGGACCAAGAGGGCUGCCUGCCGGAGGAGGUGACAGACUGUAAAGCCAUCACUUCGGCUCUGCAGCAGCACAUCGCUGGCAAGACCUAACCCCGCGGUGGGGACGACAGAGCCGCUCCGCAAUAACCCCCUUCUUUUCCCCCGCUGCCCUCCGAAACACCAUGGGAGUUUGAAGGGGAGCUUUUAGAGCACAGGGUCUGGGUGGGCUCUCCGGUACGAGGGCCAGCGGAGAGCGUAACCUGGGCAGGACGGGAGCAGGGUUGUGCAUGCUCUGACAUUUAUCAGUAUUUGGAGGGUAGGAAGGGGAAAGAGGGCCUGGGGAAGGCCCUAAAUAUCGUUUUAAUGUAUUAAACACAAGUACUGCAUCAGAUGUCUCGCCGGAGCAGCCUGUGCUGACCAGUCAGCUCCUCAGUGGCGAGGGGAGGGCUGCUGGGCCAGGUGAGAUGCUCAUCUCUCCUUUUCAGAUUGAGUUUUGGUUUGUUUUUCCCUUGGGUCCAAACAAAGUAUUAUAAAUAAAAGCACAUUGUUGGGA